Molecule: messenger RNA, 1197 nt
Organism: Chondrus crispus (carragheen)
Lineage: Eukaryota; Rhodophyta; Florideophyceae; Gigartinales; Gigartinaceae
Exons: 1
Coding region: 1-1197 (398 amino acids)
Biological process (GO): 'de novo' AMP biosynthetic process
Cellular component (GO): cytosol
Molecular function (GO): (S)-2-(5-amino-1-(5-phospho-D-ribosyl)imidazole-4-carboxamido) succinate lyase (fumarate-forming) activity; N6-(1,2-dicarboxyethyl)AMP AMP-lyase (fumarate-forming) activity
Source: RefSeq, a predicted model, not a curated record
AUGGCACACGUGCACGCGCUCGGCGACCAGGUUCCGCUCGCGCGCCCCAUCAUACAUCUUGGCGCCACCAGCUGUUUCGUCACGGACAACUCUGAGGUCCUGCAGAUGCGCGCCGCGCUCGACGUGCUCAUCCCGCAGGUCUGGGCGUGCGUGCGUAAUAUCGCAGACUUUGCCGAACAACACAGGCACCUGCCUACGCUGGGGUAUACCCACUUUCAGCCGGCACAGCCGACUACGGUUGGGAAGAGGGCGUGCUUGUGGCUGCAGGACUUUUUGUUCGACGCUAUCAACCUGGAGACCGUGCGCGACGGCUUGAAGUUGCGGGGGGUUAAGGGCACUACGGGCACCCAGGCGAGCUUUCUGGCCUUGUUUGAUGGCGACCAUGACAAAGUUAAGGAGCUGGAGCGGUUGGUCACGGAGAGCGUCGGCUUCCGCGAGAGCUGGCCCGUCACAGGCCAGACGUACACGCGCAAGCAGGACUUUGUUGUCGUCGCCGCGCUGGCGGGCGUGGCGCAGAGUGGUGCCAAGAUGGCCAACGACAUCCGGCUGUUGCAGCACAUGAAGGAGGUGGAGGAGCCGUUUGCCAAGGACCAGAUCGGGAGCUCGGCCAUGGCGUACAAGCGAAACCCGAUGCGGUGCGAGCGCAUCAACGCGCUGGCGCGCUUCCUCAACAGCCUGGUGAUCAACCCCGCAGAGACGGCGUCCACGCAGUGGCUGGAGCGCAGCCUGGACGACUCGGCCAACCGGCGGCUGGCCAAUUCGGAGGCGUUCCUCACGGCCGACGCCAUCCUCCAGCUCGUGCUCAACGUGUCCGCCGGGCUGGUGGUGUACCCCAAGGUGAUCGCCAAGCACCUCGAGGAGGAGCUGCCGUUCAUGGCGACCGAGACGAUCCUCAUGGCGGCCACGCGCGCCGGCGGCGACCGGCAGCACCUACACGAGGCCAUCCGCAAGCACUCGAUCGCGGCCGGCGCGCGCGUCAAGGAGCAGGGCCUCGACAACGACAUGCUCGCGCGCAUCCGAGACGACCCGCUGUUCGCUAGCGUCACGCCUGACCUCGAACGCCUCUGCGACGCCACCGACUUUGUCGGAAGGGCCCCGCAGCAGGUCGACGAGUUCCUCGCCCAUCACGUCCGCCCGCACCUCGACCAACGCCGCCACCUGCUCGACAAGGCGUGUAACGGCGAGGUCCACAUCUAG